AUGGCCACUGGAUCGUUGACUAGGGAUCCAGAGUCUACAGAGGAUUUAGUGAAGAAUAAGGCAGCUGACGCUCAGAGGCAUCUUCAAAUGAUUGGAGCAAAGAGUGGGAAGAAGCAAACAGAACAAAGAAACUUGGGAUAUGACACUCGAGAAGCGGAUUACAUUUACAUCCAUCAGGAUGAUGCAAAUGAGGAUUGGUUCCCUGAGGACCCAUUGGAAGCAUUCAGAGAAAUGAGGGCAUCACCUCUCAUCUCUCAGAUCUUUGAUACACAGGAAGCAAAAGAAAUAAGCAUAAUCUGCGAAUUACAAAAAAUUAAGGAUGAAGCUUCGUUGGAAUGA
Messenger RNA from Arabis nemorensis, 339 nucleotides. The record is from the annotation of a GenBank genome assembly. NCBI's taxonomy places the organism in Eukaryota, Viridiplantae, Streptophyta, Magnoliopsida, Brassicales, Brassicaceae.